Molecule: messenger RNA, 830 nt
Organism: Hyalella azteca
Lineage: Eukaryota; Metazoa; Arthropoda; Malacostraca; Amphipoda; Hyalellidae
Gene: Rrp46
Product: exosome complex exonuclease RRP46 homolog
Exons: 5
Coding region: 127-810 (227 amino acids)
Biological process (GO): poly(A)-dependent snoRNA 3'-end processing; nuclear mRNA surveillance; rRNA catabolic process
Cellular component (GO): nuclear exosome (RNase complex); cytoplasmic exosome (RNase complex); nucleolus
Source: RefSeq, a predicted model, not a curated record
AAUUGAUUGUAGAUUGGUCUUGGCAAUUACGUAUGUACAUUUAGCACGAUAGUAACGGAUAGUUUGUUUAUUCAAUUUAGCUAGUUGCAAAAAAAAGCUUUCAUAUUUUAUCAUCAUCAUUUCAUCAUGUCAAUUGAACAGUCUGUUCAACUGAACUUUUUAUCUCGUGCUGAUGGCUCUGCUUACUAUUGCUUAGGAAAUACAUCUGUCGUAGCAUCUGUGACUGGCCCUACCUCUGGUCGUGUGUCAGCCAGACAUCACAACAAAUGCAAUCUGGAAGUUCAAUUUUGUCCUUGUAAUGGACAGCCAACAAUAGAGGAGCGUGAUGUGGAAUGCAUCAUAGGAGAAUGCAUUGAAGAAAUUCUUGCCAGUCAUCUACACCCCAGAGCCACAAUACUCCUCAAUAUUCAAGAGCUGCAGUCUGAGCACGAGCACCAGCUGCUGACAGCCAGUUUAAAUGGCGCAGUCAUGGCGUUGAUGGACGCCGGCGUGCAGAUGCAAGGUCUCCUGGCAGCGGUUACCUGCUGUUACACCCACGCCGGCGUGGUCAUUGUUGAACCUACCGCCCUCGAGCUGCAGGAGAGUAAAAGCUCUUUAGUGUUUGUGUUAGAGAGCGACACGGCGAACGUGGUUGCCUGCUACCAGCAAGGCCGGCUCAGCGUUGCCGAAUAUACUGCUGUACUCAACAGGGCCAUUGAAGCUGCCAAAGAAGUAUUCCAGUUUUACAGAUCUGAAAUGUUGAAAAGAUAUUCCAGUCAUGGGUGCAUUGAUGGCCAAAACGAAGCAGACUAUGAUUACGAUCCGUUGUAGUACAAUGGUUAUGUCACAUC